CCUUAUGCUUAAUCAAUUAAAAGAAGAUCAGAAAAGUCUGAGGACAACCAAAUUAUUGUAAUGAAUAUUCAUUCAUGUGGUGUAUUAAUUCAUGUGUUUCUGCCUAUGCCUGGAGUUUAGCCACUCCCCAAAGCAGCCAAAGUUUUUUGUCUGUAUCUUUACCCCCUUUUGGCUGCAUGCUCUGUUUGCUCUCUCUCCUUUAGUGUCUUUGUCUCUCUUUAUAAAUAAGUAGAAAACUUUACUUCAGAGAGCAAAGGGACAGGAGAAGAGCUAUCUUAAGAAAUUUUUAUUUGUGCCAACAUAGAAGUGCUUUGUGGUAGGCCAUCUGGACCGGGAGGAUUUCCUCAGAAUGUAAAGUAUGUCGUGAGAUUUAGAGAGCUGGGAUUUGCUCUGGAACUAUCUGGGAAGGCAGCAGGAAACGUAGACAGAACUGGUUUAUAUUGCUUGUAACGUAGGUGGCAAGAAUGGAAGACAGCUUGCCUGGUCUCGCUUCAGUGUGUGUUUCCUCUACACUUACGAACUUCUGCACUGAUGAUAGUAUUUCUGCUGCAAGUACUUCCGACGUUCAAGAUCGCCUCUCAGCUCUUGAGUUACGAGUUCAACAACAAGAAGAUGAAAUCACUGUGCUAAAGGCAGCUUUGGCUGAUGUUUUGAGGCGUCUUGCAAUCUCCGAAGAUCAUGUAGCCUCAGUGAAAAAAUCAGUUCCAAGUAAAGCCAUGAAGAUUUUCAAAGGCCAGCCAGGCCUUCGAGAAGCUAUUUCUAUGUCCUGUAUAACCAACGGGAGUGGUGCAAACAGAAAGCCAAGCCACACCAGCUCUGUCGCAAUUGCAAGGAAAGAAACUCUUUCAUCUGCUGCUAAAAGUGGUACAGAAAAAAAGAAAGAAAAACCACAAGGACAGAGAGAAAAAAAAGAGGAAUCUCAUUCUAAUGAUCAAAGUCCACAAAUUCGAGCAUCACCUUCUCCCCAGCCCUCUUCACAGCCUCUCCAAAUACACAGACAAACUCAAGAAAGCAAGAAUUCUACUCCCACCAAAAGCAUAAAACGACCACUGACAACUGAAAAGUCACAUAAUUCAUGGGAAAAUUCAGAUGAGAGUCGUAAUAAAUUAUUGAGAGCAGUUUCAACAUCAAAAUUAAUAUCAAAAGUUAUAAAAAAUACAGAUAAGCAUAAAGAUGUCAUCAUCAACCAAGCAAAAAUGUCAACCCGUGAAAAAAGCAACCAAGAAGGAGAAUAUGUUAAAAUGUUUAUGCGAGGUCGGCCAAUUACAAUGUUCAUUCCUUCUGAUGUUGAAAACUAUGACGACAUCAGAACAGAACUGCCUCCUGAGAAGCUGAAACUGGAGUGGGUAUAUGGUUACCGAGGAAAGGACUGCCGUGCUAAUGUUUACCUUCUUCCUACCGGAGAAAUAGUGUAUUUCAUAGCAUCAGUAGUAGUACUGUUUAAUUAUGAGGAGAGAACUCAGCGACACUACCUGGGUCACACAGACUGUGUGAAAUGCCUUGCUAUACAUCCUGACAAAAUUAGGAUCGCAACUGGACAGAUUGCUGGAGUGGAUAAAGAUGGAAGGCCUCUGCAACCCCAUGUCAGAGUGUGGGAUUCAGUUAGUUUAUCCACUCUGCAAAUUAUUGGACUUGGGACCUUUGAGCGUGGAGUAGGAUGCCUGGAUUUUUCAAAAGCAGAUUCAGGUGUUCAUUUAUGUGUUAUUGAUGACUCCAAUGAGCAUAUGCUUACUGUUUGGGAUUGGCAGAAAAAAUCAAAGGGAGCAGAAAUAAAGACAACAAAUGAAGUUGUUUUGGCUGUGGAAUUCCAUCCAACAGACGCAAAUACCAUCAUAACAUGUGGUAAAUCUCAUAUUUUUUUCUGGACCUGGAGUGGUAAUUCACUAACAAGAAAACAGGGAAUUUUUGGGAAAUAUGAAAAACCAAAAUUUGUGCAGUGUUUAGCAUUCUUGGGAAACGGAGAUGUUCUUACUGGUGACUCAGGUGGAGUCAUACUUAUAUGGAGCAAAACUACUGUAGAACCGACACCAGGGAAAGGGCCUAAAGGUGUUUAUCAGAUCAGCAAACAAAUCAAAGCUCAUGAUGGGAGUGUGUUCACACUUUGUCAGAUGAGAAAUGGAAUGUUAUUAACUGGAGGAGGGAAAGACCGAAAAAUAAUUCUGUGGGAUCAUGAUCUGAAUCCUGAAAGAGAAAUAGAGGUUCCUGAUCAGUAUGGAACAAUCAGAGCUGUAGCAGAAGGAAAGGCAGAUCAAUUUUUAGUAGGCACAUCACGAAACUUCAUUUUACGGGGAACAUUUAAUGAUGGCUUCCAAAUAGAAGUACAGGGUCAUACAGAUGAGCUUUGGGGUCUUGCCACACAUCCCUUUAAAGAUUUGCUCUUGACAUGUGCUCAGGACAGACAGGUGUGCAUGUGGAACUCAGUAGAACACAGGCUGGAAUGGACCAGGCUUGUAGAUGAACCAGGACACUGUGCAGAUUUUCAUCCAAGUGGCACAGUGGUGGCCAUAGGAACGCACUCAGGCAGGUGGUUUGUUCUGGAUGCAGAAACCAGAGAUCUAGUUUCUAUCCACACAGAUGGGAAUGAACAGCUCUCUGUGAUGCGCUACUCAGUAGAUGGCACCCUCCUGGCUGUAGGAUCUCAUGACAACUUCAUUUACCUCUAUGUAGUCUCAGAAAAUGGAAGAAAAUAUAGCAGAUAUGGAAAGUGCACUGGACAUUCCAGCUAUAUCACACACCUUGACUGGUCCCCAGACAAUAAAUAUAUAAUGUCUAACUCAGGAGACUAUGAGAUAUUGUACUGGGACAUUCCAAGUGGCUGCAAACUAAUCAGGAAUCGAUCAGAUUGUAAGGACAUCGAUUGGACGACAUAUACCUGCGUCCUAGGCUUUCAAGUCUUUGGUGUCUGGCCAGAAGGAUCCGAUGGGACAGAUAUCAAUGCACUGGUGCGAUCCCACAAUAGGAAGGUGAUCGCUGUUGCUGACGACUUCUGCAAAGUCCAUCUGUUUCAAUAUCCCUGCUCCAAAGCAAAGGCUCCCAGUCACAAGUACAGCGCCCACAGCAGCCAUGUCACCAAUGUCAGUUUUACACACAGUGACAGUCACCUGAUUUCAACUGGUGGAAAAGACAUGAGCAUCAUUCAGUGGAAACUUGUAGAAAAGUUAUCUUUGCCUCAAAAUGAGAUCGUAGCCGAUGGUACUCUAACCAAAGCCCCCAUCUCUUCCAUUGAAAGUGUCAUGCAGUCUGAUACUCCCACACCGCCUCCUUCCCAGCCCUUAAAUGAGGCAGCUGAAGACGAAAGUAGAAUAAGCAAUUCUCCCACACUUCUGGAGAACAGCCUGGAACAGACCAUGGAGCCCAGCGAAGACCACAUCGAGGAACAGAGUGAAGGGGGCAGCGAGGACCUCGGUGAGCCUAUUUUUGAGGAGCCAUCCAGUGAGAUAAGCAAGGAGCAGAGUGAAUCCGUUCUUACCGAGGACCGGCAAGGCUCCCCACCCCUGUCUUAACACCAGGGCUUCAGCGCGAUUCUCUCUCCUCCUUCAGCUGCAUGUGAUCUUGUGACAGAGUUCAGAUAACAGGCUGGGAAGCGACGCAGAUCACUAUUGAUUGCGAUUUGCGUUUCCACACGAUCUGUUUUCAGUGGUCUUACCUUCAGUCUCAGAUGCAGCCGACCAUGACGGUUGUUUGGCGUGUGUUGAAAAUUAACCAAACCCUUAAUAGCAAGAGAGACUGAAACAUUAAUGUCUCAGAAAUGACCAUGUAUGUAAGUGGUGUGAUGUAAAUACUGGAAACAAAAACAGCAGUUGUAUGGAUUUGAAAUCAACCCCUUGUUAUCUGAACAAGUCUUCUUCAGGAACAACCAGAGGCAUCACAAACACUGUUACUCAUCUACUGGCUCAGACUGUGCUACUUUUUUUUCCCUGAUGCAGAAAAAGAAAUCAGGAAGAAAAAAACGCUCUCUUACUGAGCUAUCCUCCCACCCCAAUUGUCUAGUGGAAAUUUUUUAGUUAAAAACUUCAGUCUUGCCACAAGCGAUGGUGUUGCCUUGAGUCCUAGCGCCGUUUGCUUCCACUAGCGGUAGGCGUCCAGAUGCUGCCUUUCUAAGUCGUGAUGAGGAACAGUCCCUUGAUUUCUUGUGUGCAGACCUGUUGUAUCUGAAAACUAAGAAAGCAGUGGUUUGUUAAAGAGCUUUUAAUGUAUAUUAAACCAUUAAUUCUCAGAAAUAAUGGGUUCCUCCAAGGAUUCCUUUACUGGCCGAAACAUUUUGUGAUGUUUGGCAUCCACAUGAAUGGAAGAAAAAACCGCAUGCCUAUAAAACUGUAAUAAUUACUUGGCUAAUUUGAACUUAGCCUUCCUCAUAAUUUGUCUCUUUCAUAACAGGAGAAAUACAAAUACAGUAAGUUUGAAUCGGUGCUUGAAAUUCAUUGGUUUUAUUGUAACUUUUAUACAGAUUACAUUGAGGGAUAAGACACUCAGCAAAUUACAAAUUCUUUUUUAUAGAAAUAUAACAGUCACAGUCAUUUUUUAUAAAUUGCAUACUUAACAGACUUGCUACAUAUGCUCAUUUUUCUCUGGUAGAGUUGCUGCAAGGCCUUGCAGUUCUGACGCGGCUGCCCUCUGCUGUCAUGGGCAACGCGUGUGUUAUGCAUUGGAUAGUAGGGGGGUUUUGUUUUGUUUUAAGUUUUGUCAGAUAACUAUGUUUUUCUUAAGUACAUGUUUCCUACUAUAAAAAUAAUUACUGACAAAUACGCAUUUCCUAUAUAUUUGUUUAUACAUUGAUUAUAAAAUACUGUUUUGAUUUAUUUUUUAACUUGCUGAAUUGUUCUUUUGUUUUUUGUUGGUUUUUUUUUUUUUUUUUUGUUAGACCAUGUUUAGAAACUUUGAAUGAGUUCAGAAGUCUUAAGUAUAAGUAUGCAAGUGUUUACGUGAUUAUGCCAUUCCAAAGUGCAUCAGAACUGUCAUUCCCUUCUAGUAUCUUCUCAGGAGUAAUACAAAUCAGGUAUUUCAUCACCAUUUGGUAAUUAAUAUACAAACUCCAGUGAACUCCCAAGGACACUCACAACAUUUAUAUUCACAUGCUGUAUGUAAGGGUGUGGGUAUGUGUGAAGGGGUGAGUGUAGACACUCUGUGUGUAUCUAUAGAAGAUAUACACCACAUUGAAAAUACUCAGUGUAUAUCUCUAUGUGUAUAGGUAUAUGUCCACGUAUAUCUCUUUCCUUUUGUUUACAGUUCAAAAAAAAAACCUCAAAGGAGUUCUCUUCAAAAGAAGAGACCUAGAUUCCAAGCAAUCCACUUUUCAGUAUGUUCUGUACAUAAUUAUCAGAGAGCAUCAAUAAAUGCCAGGCAUAUAUACUUGCCUAUUAGUGUAACUGAAUCAUCAAGAUCAGCAUGUGCUCCUUCCCUGCAAGAAAAAUACUGAGAUGAACAAGUAGUUCUAGAAGAAAAAGCAUUUCUUUACCUGGGAGAUACAGCUCUCUCCGAUCAGCAGGGAGUGUGCCUGGGACACCAGUCACCGUUGCGGUUGCUGUGUACAAUGAGAUUUAUGACGGUGAUACUCUUGGGUGGUAGUUUCAAAAGACACUACUAAUGCGCAGAAGCGUUCCAGCUCUCUCGCUGGCAACUACUGUUUAAUGGUCAAUUAAAUCUGUGAUAAUGGUUGCAGGUGGGUGGGAUUAUGAACUUGUAGAUGUUUUUAGAAAAACUUGUGAAUGAAAAUGAAUCCAAGUGUUUCAUGUGAAGAUGUUGAGCCAUUUCUAUCAUGCAUUCCUGUCUCAUGGCAGAAGAUUUUGAAGAUUAUGAAAUAAAAUAAUCAAAAUGUU
This is a messenger RNA of Felis catus (domestic cat), 5816 nucleotides long. RefSeq names its product EMAP like 4 (gene EML4). Gene Ontology annotation, cellular component: mitotic spindle. The transcript is spliced from 25 exons. Gene Ontology annotation, biological process: microtubule cytoskeleton organization. Lineage: Eukaryota; Metazoa; Chordata; Mammalia; Carnivora; Felidae. Gene Ontology annotation, molecular function: microtubule binding. The record is from RefSeq and is a predicted model, not a curated record. The coding region runs from base 465 to 3503 and encodes 1012 amino acids.